Hansenula ciferrii is the source of this 4140-nucleotide messenger RNA. RefSeq names its product Srb8p (gene SRB8). The coding region runs from base 1 to 4140 and encodes 1379 amino acids. Gene Ontology annotation, biological process: regulation of transcription by RNA polymerase II. The record is from RefSeq and is a predicted model, not a curated record. Gene Ontology annotation, cellular component: mediator complex. Lineage: Eukaryota; Fungi; Ascomycota; Saccharomycetes; Phaffomycetales; Wickerhamomycetaceae. Gene Ontology annotation, molecular function: transcription coregulator activity. The transcript has a single exon.
AUGUCCAGGCUUUCGGGGACAUCGUCGCUUAAUAACAGCGGUCCAGGAGGAAGACCCAAUCAAAAAAUCCAAUCGUCACGAGAUGAAUUGAUUCAUAACCGGUAUAGAUUAGAUGAACCUCAAGGUGUUUUCCCCUUGGAUAAUUUCCCAAUUUCAGAGUUCAAUGGCACUGCUUCUCAUCAUCAAGGUGGUCACUUCACUAUUCAACAACAUUCUUCUGCUGGUUCUGGUAGUUCUGGUGGUUUUGGACUUGGUUCUGGUGUCUCCCAUAAAUAUCCUGAUUUCCAACCUUGGGAACAUAGUCCUCAAGAAGAUAAUUUAGCUGUUAAUCAUUUACAAAAAGGAUUUUUCGAAACUCCUUACGUUGCUAAUGAAUUAUUAUCUGCUAGAAAUAUCAUGCAUCAAUUAUUAAGAUCUCAAUCUUCAUUAGAGGCAUUAUCUUCAAAUUUAUUAGAAGCUAUUGAUGUUAGAUCCUCAAAUAAUAAAAUUGGUCCAAGUAGUUACAAACCACCUCCAAGAGUUACAUUAACUGAUCAAAAAAGAGAAAAUUGGUUAAAAGAUUUAGCAAAUAAUGAUGUUUCAUUAAGGAAACUAGCAAGAACUAUACCUCAUGGUGUUCGUAAUAAAAGUCUUUUGGAUCAAUGUGUCCUUAAAAGAAUUCCAAUAAAUAGAGCUAUAUGGUUUGUUCGUUGUGUUGGUACUAAUGAAUUAAGAGGUCUCAAGAGGAAAGGUGGAGCAAAUAUAGAAUUUAAUUGGAUCCAAGAAUGGACUUUACAAGUUGUUGAAUAUAUUGAAAAAUUAUCAUUAGAAUAUCUUAAAUAUGAAAAUUGUGCAAAUAAAGAAAACAAUAUUGAUAUGAAAUUAUGGAAGGCUAAAUUAACUUAUAUUAUAAGAUUUACUGCAAAUUUAUACAUGGAACAAUUAAUUGAUAAAGAAACAUUUAAGAAUUGGAUUAGUAGGUUUUUCAAAAAUUGUAAAAAUUUUGAACUACCAUUAUCAUUAACUAUAAUUAAGAUUUUUUGGAUUGAUAUUUUGAAAACUGAUUAUUUAAUAAAAGAAUUAACUGAAUCAUUAUUAAUACGAUAUCAUUUAAUAAAUUCAAAUAAACAUGUUUUGGAUUCAAAAGAUUUAAAUAUAACAGAUCAAAAAUUAAAUGAACAAAUUAAAAAUAAAUUGUUGAAAAUUUUACAAAAUUUAAUCAUUGAUUCAUUUAAUCAAUCAAUUGAUAAUUUUAUAUUACCAAAUUCUUGGAAUCAAUUAAAAUCAAUAAUAAAAUCAAUUAUUAUCAAAUCAAAUGAUAAUAAUUAUGAAACUUCUAAAAAAUUUGAUCAUAUAAGUUAUAGAAAUGAAUCAUUAAUGAUUAAUUAUUCAUUAGAUUCCAAAGAGCAAGAAAACACUUUAAUUCAAAUUUUAGAUCAAAAUACAUUAAUUUAUGAUUUUAAAUUAAUUAUUGAAUUAAUUUUCAAUGAAUCUUGGAAAAAUAAUUUAAAAUUAUUAAUCCACUGGUCAAUAACAAAAUUUAGAGAUGGAAUUGAAAGAAUUUAUUUAAUUGUGGAAAUUUUUAAAAAUUUUAAACAAUUUCAAAAAUUAAUAUCACAUAAAGAUAUUGAAUCUGAAGUUUUAAAUAUUAUAUUCAACUUGAAAAAUCAUUUAAAUAUGAUUAAUUUUGAUCAAUUAUUUUUAUUAUUAAAUGAAUUAUCAUCAUCUUCAACAACUAAAUUUUUCAAAAUUAAUAUAUAUGUACGGAAAUUAAUAAGUUCUGGUUUAACUUAUUUGUUGGAUAAUCAAGAUGAAAAGAAUUUACAUGCAUCUAUUUUAAAAAAUUUAAAAAAUGGUAUAACUUCACAAUCUUUAUUAGUUUUGAAAAAUUUAGAUUCAACAUUUGAUGAAACUUUUAAAUUACAAAUUGAAAAAAAUUUAGAGUUUGCUAAAAAUUUAAUUAAUAAUUCAAUUCAAAUUGAAGGUGAAUUAGAUAAUAAUUCAUUAAUUUUCAUUAAGUCAUUACCAAUGGGUAUAAAAUUGAAACUUUCAGAUUAUAUAUUGAAAAAUUUAGUUGAUGAUGUAAAUUCAAAUACAAAUUUUUCAAUAUUAUCUAGAAUUUUUGAUGCUUUGGGAGAUUAUAGAUGUUUUCAUAAUUAUAUUUUGAAAAUAUUGGGGGGAAAUACCUUAUCAUUAGAUAAUUUAGAAUCAAUAUCAGAAUUUAUAAUCAGUUUUAGCAGGCUAACUGGAUUAUUUACAAAUUUUGAUCGUAUAACUGAAUUAUUUAUCUUAAAUUAUAAUAGAAUUUCAAUGAAAUAUAUUGAUUUAAAUAAAUUUUGGAAUUUAAUGUUGGGAGUUAUUAAAGAUGAUAAAUUACAAAUUGAAGUUAAACAAAUUAUUAAUAAUAAUAAAAUUUUUAAAGAUAUUGAUACUGAUUUCUUACAGAAAACAAUAUUAGAAUCUUCAAUUGAAAUUGAAUUUGAAGAUUUUAUAUCAAUUUCAAAUUUCCAUAAUAAUUUCCAAGUUUUAAUUCGUUUAAUUUUCAAUGGUGCAAAUUCAAAUGAUUUAAUAAUAAAAAGAUCUAUAUUAACAUUAUUGAAAUUCUUAAAAAGACAAAAUUUUACAGAAUUUAAUAAAAUUUUAUUCAUAUAUAUUAAAAAAACUUAUUCAAAUGCAAAUGAAAUUUUUAGACAAGAACCAAUCUUAGAUUUAAUUGUUUCAGAAUUAGUUCCAUUAAAUCUUGUUGUGGAUACUUUUAUUAAUUUCCAAUCAAAUAUUUAUACCACAAUUGUUAAAGAUUUAUUAUUUAGAGAUUUUUCAGAAUUUAAAAAUUUUGACUAUUUAAAAUUCAAUUAUUUAAGGUUACAAUAUUUACAAAAAAAUCAAUCAAUUGUUUUAACAUUAUUUAAAAAUUCAAUUGAAGAUUUUACAGAUGUUUUGAAUAAUAAUAAUAAUAAUGUUAAAAAUGAAAAUAUUCAAUCAGAUUCAACAGAUAUUUUAAAUAAUUUCUUAUCAGAUCAUCAACAUAUUAAUAAAUCAAAUAAUUCCAAUUAUAAAAAUGAAUUUUUAAAUUUUUUUUUACAAAAUUUAAUAUAUAAUCAAGGUUUAGUUAUCAAGAUUUUCAAUAUUGAUGAAAAUGAUGAAUAUAGAUCAAAAUUUUUAUCAAUUUUAAAUGAUGCAUUAUUUUCAGAAUCUAUUACGUUAUCAAAAUCUACUAUUGAAACUGAAGAUUUAUCAAAUUUAAUUAAAUUAAUUUCAAAUAAUAUUAAUGAUUUAAAUUUACCAGUUUUCCAAUUAUUAUUUAAAUUGAAAAUGGAUGUUGUUAAAUCAAAUCCUCAAUUAAUUUUAGAAUUUUUCAAUUCUUUAACAGAAAAUAUUAAAAAUGAUGAAGGUUCAAUUGGUUCACUUUUUGAAUUAGUUGACGAUGAAAUGAAGAAAAAAUUUAUUCAUUAUUUAGAAAAUUUAUUUUUAACUUCAAAAAAAUUCCCACAAAUUUCAAUUGAUGAUACUAAAAUUCCAUUAAAUUUAAUUUCUGAUAAUUUAAUUAAACUUUCUAAAAAAUUUGAAAAAGUUGAAUUACCAGAUGAAUUAUUAUUUGCUUUGGAUAAUUCAUUAGAAUUAUUAUUAAAAAUUGUUAAUAAAUCAGAAUUUACCACUGAUUUAUAUGAUUCUUUGGGAUUAUUUUUAAGAAUUAUUAUAAUUCAUAAGGCAUUUAUUAUUGAUAUAAUUGUGGAAAGAAAUUCCAUAAAAGAAACAUUUUUAAAUAAUUUAGUUAAUUUAUUAACUUCAAAAUUUAUUUCACAAAAUUUACCAUUGAAAAAUCUUUUAUAUGAUUUAUUACUUUCAUUUAAAUCAAAUGUUAAUGAAAUGAAUAUUUCAAAUAAAUCAAAUAUUGUUAAAUUACCAAUUUCUUUAAUAAAUUUACCUGCAAUUUCAGAAAAUUCUACAAUAAAUCAUGGGAAUCAAUUUAAUUCAAAUAUUCAUGAUGAAUCAAUUAUAAAUGAUUUAUAUAUAUAUAAUAAAUCAUCCAAAACAUAUAAUGAAUUAAAUGUUAAAGCAUUUGAUCUUGUUGAAGAUUCUAAUCCAGUGGAAAAUUUGAAUGACACUGCAAUAAAUUUACAACUAUUUGAAACAUCAAUUGAAAGAAAAAAUCCAGCAUAA